This is a messenger RNA of Daldinia vernicosa, 1416 nucleotides long. RefSeq lists its product as uncharacterized. Gene Ontology annotation, biological process: protein phosphorylation. Lineage: Eukaryota; Fungi; Ascomycota; Sordariomycetes; Xylariales; Hypoxylaceae. The transcript is spliced from 2 exons. The coding region runs from base 1 to 1350 and encodes 449 amino acids. Gene Ontology annotation, molecular function: protein kinase activity; ATP binding. The record is from RefSeq and is a predicted model, not a curated record.
AUGGCCGGCAGGUGGAGAACAGCAUACAAAUAUUCCAGCCUAUGCCUUACUAUCAAUGACGCCCCGGCGAUAGAAGGUGGUGAUGCGACAAUUGCAGAAGACGGCUUUCUAGUUCUGGAAAUUGCUAACCCUGGAUUUUACCUCGUCCAGUCACUUGUAGACUGGGAGAUUUAUCAUGUGAAGGUAUUGAGGAAGCAUUUACACCUCAUACCCAGGGACCAAGUGCGGACACGUGAAUUCUUACAUCCCUCACCACCUGAAGUGAGAGUUUCAACCAUGCCUUCCGCAGAAUUCAGAAACGUUGAAGACGACACACGUUUACUUAGUGACGAUGAGUAUUUCCAAAAACUGAUAUACUUUCAGUCAGACGGCGAGAAUUGGACGCUUUACCACGAAUAUAUGAAUGGAGGAUCCCUGGAAUAUCUAAUUAAGAAAUACCAGAGCGUUAAUCGGUCAAUUCCGGAGAUAUUUAUUUGGCAUGUUACCGCCGAAUUAUGUAAAGCAAUAGCAUAUUUGUAUUUUGGCUGGACUCCAUUGAAUCGCAGCAAAAUCCAAGGCUGGGAUAGGAUUUACCACCGGGCUAUAACGCCAAGUAACAUUCUCCUCAACUACGCGCCGAGGAACCCGGGUGCUGUACCUAGAGUCGGCAUUGAAUCAAAUGCUUUCCCCCGGAUUGCACUAUGCAACUUUUCGCACUCGGCCUUAAUUUAUGACUUGGAUGCUUGGUUAAAGCCGGGCCUCCAUCCAACCGAGGCGACGACAAAUGAUUGGGAGGACGUCCACCACCUUGGUUGCGUGUUACGCCUUAUGUGCAUGACCCAUAUCCCGCUCGGGGCGGGUUUAGUACCUGGCGAACAUUGGAAAGACGAGCAAGGCGAACACGCCUGGAGCCACCGGCCGGACAGCAGACUCGUCCGUGAUGCUAACGCAACUCCUGGGCCGUCCCACCCUGGAGGUCCAGGCUAUUCCGACCGUCUUAUGGAACUCUUGGGUAGAUUUGAAUGGGACAAUCAAAGAGACCAGGACGUUACAACAGUGGGAGAAUGGGGGUAUGUGGCGCCCACUCUUGAUUGGGUGGUGGAUACGCUGUUGUUCGAAGCAGAGACCAUGAUAUGGAAUUUUAGAAGACCGGGAGAAAAACCCAGGGGUCAUUUUACUAAUGUGGAUGUAUCGUGGACGAGGCCAUUAUGCCCUUUAAUACCGGUUCUGUAUGAUGAUCAAGAUGAAGACGACCCCAACGUUGACCCCACCCGUAUGGAAUAUCUACUAAAGACGCAAAGGCGUUUCAUGAGAAACUGCGAGUUACAAUUCCCAAUACCUAAAUUCCGCGAAAGGGAUGACAAUCGAUAAAUGUAUAGAGGUAUUAUACAUCAGCUGUUAUACAUGUUUUAUAGGUAGUUGGGAGAUAUCGGGUAG